UUGGUGGAACCAAACAGGUCCAAUAUCAAAAAGUUGCUUUAUAAUCGUUCCAAUAACCUUUUUACCUACGCACACAGGCUCACGAUCACAUGAUUUUUCCAACGGACAAGCACGUGCACGUUAUAUUAGCACGGUAUACUUCCACGCGAGAAAUUCAUUUGCUGUAGCCUGUAGCAGUAGUACCAUCGACGCACAUGGCCCUCUCGCCAAGUUCACAGGCCUAGCUCCCUUUCUGCAAACAAAGGACCGACCCCACUCGUCAGAAGCAGAGUUACCCAGCGAUCCAGAUGGCAACGGUCAAGUGUGCCCGCCAAUGCCAAAGCGAUCCCAACGGUUACUUUCGCAGCGAACUGCUCCCUUCUAUUCUCCCCUUCCCACAUUCGCGCUCACAUCCUCCUCUGUUUCCACACCCACUACUGUCCCACUCCCAAAGUCGAGAGGCCUCCCCACAAGUGAUCGGCAUGAGUAGCACAGCCGAGGAAAACGCCGGAGCCGGCGGCGGCGGCGCGGCGCGCGUGGUGGUAGUCGAGCGUGUGGUGACGGUGGAGUACCUGGAGGCGUCCAUGUCGCGGGAGCUGCUGGGCAAGUUCCCGGACCCCUCCGCGUUCGACUUCGACUACUCCCAGAGCGGCAUCUGGUCCCCACUCAACAAGGUCCCGCGCGGCGGCGCGUGCUGCGAGGCCGAGGCGGCCAACUCCUCGACCGACUUCCUCAUCGCCAACCCGAAGCGCAGGGCGCGGGCCGGCGGCUGGCUCAAGGACUCGGCCGGCGGCAGCGGGAAGUCGAGGUGGAGGCGCAGGCGGCUGCGGCGAGAUGGGUCCUUCCUCGACCUCCACGACACGGGCGGCAGGGCCAGGCUCGACUUCUCGCCGCCGGCGCCUUCCCCCGCGAAGGAGGGGUGGAGGCGGGUGCUCAAGGCGGCCAUCAGGAAGUUCAAGGCGCGGCAGCGGCGGUCCCGGCAGGCUCCCCUGCUCCAGAUGGUCCUCCCCAUGCUGUGAUCGAUCGAUCUCGCGCGCUCACACGAAUUGCUUGUUUUUUUUUUUGGUUUUAUUACUUUGUUCUGUCACAGUUCUUUGGAUUGGAUCCAGAGGCUAGUCCAUGGCCCUGCUUUGUACUAUACUUGAGUUCAAAUCUGUUGCAAGUUGUAACCGUGUAAUGCUCUUGCCGGAGAGAAAUAUAUUGUGGUAUAUCUUUUCAUUCAA
Sorghum bicolor (sorghum) is the source of this 1202-nucleotide messenger RNA. RefSeq lists its product as uncharacterized. NCBI's taxonomy places the organism in Eukaryota, Viridiplantae, Streptophyta, Magnoliopsida, Poales, Poaceae. The transcript is spliced from 2 exons. The record is from RefSeq and is a predicted model, not a curated record. The coding region runs from base 288 to 998 and encodes 236 amino acids.